Molecule: messenger RNA, 2158 nt
Organism: Micromonas commoda
Lineage: Eukaryota; Viridiplantae; Chlorophyta; Mamiellophyceae; Mamiellales; Mamiellaceae
Exons: 2
Coding region: 1-2103 (700 amino acids)
Cellular component (GO): lysosome
Molecular function (GO): cysteine-type endopeptidase activity
Source: RefSeq, a predicted model, not a curated record
AUGCGUCGCACGCGCGAUCGCGUCGCGGGAGAACCGCACCGGGCGGUCGCUCGCAGCCCCGUCGGGGUCCUCCUCCUCGCGCUGGCGAUGCUCACCGGAUGCGCAUCCGCGGCUGAUCUGGCGCCCGCGGCCUCGGACGAGCCGCGCGUCGCGGGGCCGUCGCGCGGAGGGUUCAAGGAGGCGCUCGCGGCGAGCGCGCGCCCGAGCACGAUCGUCCAGACGGCGGCGUCGACGAUUCCGUCCGUGGCCGACCGCGCGGGUCUUCCUCCGCCGGCGUCGCGCGCGGUCACCGCGCGCGAGCGGUUACCCAGUGAGCACUCGCGCGAGUUUCUGGCGUGGGCCCGGCGCUACGAUAAGCUCCUGGAGUACUGCCCGGACGGCGCGGUUCCGUGCGCGGAGUCCCUCAGGCGCGAGGCGGUGUGGAGGAUAAACGCGCGGCACAUCGAGGAGCACAACAGGCGCUCGGGCUCGCUCAUGAAGAAAGGCCUGACGCGGUUCGCGGACAUGACCUCCGAGGAGUUCACCACGAACGCGGCGACGUACAGCACCCCGCUGCUCUCGGUGAGUUCAAAGGCGGAGCUUCGCGCCGAGCUCCCGGUCGACGUGCGACGAGGCGAACGAGCCGCGGCGUCGGCGAAGGAGCGCUACCUCGCGUCUCACGCGGCGGACGGAGACGGAACAUCCCUGUCGCUGAAGCUCGCGACGGACGCGGCGGCGGCGGCGGGCGAGCGCUUGCCGUCCGAGAGGGGGGCACACGCCGAGGACGACGGCCACGUGGAGGAUGGGAUAUUCGGAAGCGUCUUCCCGGCGUUGGGGUCUUCGAGGACGACGGACGCGACGAGUAAACGCGGGGAGAGGGCCGAACGGAAAGUCCGAAAGACGUCGAGAGGCGUCGACGUCGCGACGUCCGCGCGCCCCCGCGUGGGCUCCGCGCCGUCGUCCGGGACGUCCGCGAGCGAAGGCGCCGGUCCCCUCGGGACGAACCUGCCGACGCAUUUCGACUGGUCCGACGUCGUGGACUUUGGCGACGUCGUGCACCAGGGUAAGUGCGCCGGCUGCUGGGCGUACUCCACCGCCGCCGUGAUCGAGGCGGCGCGUUUGAUCGACGCGCGCGCCACCGCCGCGCGCUCGGGCGACGCCGACGCCGCAUCGCGGUUAACCACCGAGCGCCUGAGCCCCCACGCGCUCAUCGACUGCGACGACCUGGACCGGGGAUGCGCCACCGGGAACAUGGCCUCGGCGUACUCGUGGAUCCAGACGUCCGCCAAGGGCAUUCCCACGAUGGCCGCGUACCCGCGCCGCGGACGCGACGGCGUCUGCGACACAGCCGCGCUGGGCGCCAUCCGCGACGAAAACGUCGUUCGCACGGAAGGGUACUGCGACUUGCCCUCGCUCGGCGACGCCACCGAGGCGCAGACGUUACAGGCUCUCGCGCAGCAACCCGUCGCCGUCGGCGUCAACGUACACGCGCUGCAAUUUUAUGAGAGUGGGGUUGUUGACGUGCACGACUGCCCGCCCGCGUCGGACGAUCCACUCCGGGCGAUCAACCACGCGGCGGUGUUGACGGGAUGGGGCAAGGACGAAGCGACCGGUAAGUGGUACUGGAUCCUUCGAAACACGUACGGCGAGCACUGGGGCGAGGGCGGGUACGCUCGACUCGCGUUUGGCAAAUUACCCGGCACCAAUUUCGGGACGUGCGCUUUAUACACCGAGGGUAACUACCCCGUGCUCGGCGAUUUGCAGUGCACGGAGGGCGCCGUGCGCAAGGAGGCUGUGAAGCACGGGAAACACGUCUGGCUCUACCCCGGCGGGUACAACAUGGGCCCGAGGGACGCGAAGUGGCGGUGGCCGAGUUGGGAGGAGAUGAGGAUGAUGCUGGCGAGCGGGGGUUGGCCGGCGGGUAGCGAGGACGGGGUCGCGGCGGUCGCGGUGCUCGGGGUGGCGUGCGCGGUCAUCGUCGCCGCGCUCGUCGCCGCCAGGUACGGGCGUCGCGGCGCCGGGGCGGGCGUCGGCGGCGCCGGGGGUGAGGGGGGGGAAGAGGUCGAGGGAUUGCUGUCGGCGGCUGACGGCGGCGCCGCUUACGGCGCCGCCGCUUCGCCGUGACGCGUCGCUCGAACGCGGUUUAAAUCGAAUUAACGCGACUCUAGCGAUGUUUCCG